Acyrthosiphon pisum (pea aphid) is the source of this 1263-nucleotide messenger RNA. RefSeq lists its product as uncharacterized. Gene Ontology annotation, cellular component: nucleus; transcription regulator complex. Gene Ontology annotation, biological process: regulation of transcription by RNA polymerase II. Bases 315 to 1232 code for a protein of 305 amino acids. NCBI's taxonomy places the organism in Eukaryota, Metazoa, Arthropoda, Insecta, Hemiptera, Aphididae. The transcript has 7 exons. The record is from RefSeq and is a predicted model, not a curated record.
AUACGUGUACGUGUACGUGCAUAAAAAUACUUUUCUGUGAUUGGUUGGUAUACUUGGUAAUCUUUUGGUAUACCAGAGUGUUAUACGUUCUUACCACAGGCCGCAACCAUAAUACCAUGAAGUUGGAUCUAGUUCAACUAUUUCCGUUCGAACGGUCCACUCUGGGUGAUAGCAGCAAUCACAAAUUUAAAAAUCUUUAAAUAAUUUUUAAUUUUUAUAUAAUUCAAUUUAAUUUUAAUAUAAAUAAUUCCUUCAAGGCUUUAAAUUAUAUUCUUUAAAAAGUUUAUUUAUACUAUACUAAGUUUAUUUACACUAUGAAGCCGGGCCAAGUCAUAGGAGUGCUGUGCAAUGUUUGCAAACAGAUAAUCAAAAUAACUGAUAAAAAUCAUAUUUGCACAUUUGCUGAACGCCCAGUUUUCCAACCAAUAAAACCAAAAACUCAACGGACACCCAUUUCGACAACCAUUUCAACACCUAUUUCGACAACCAUUUCAACACCCAUUUCGACAACCAUUUCAACACCCAUUUCAACAAAUAAAUUCCAAAAAUUUAAUGAUGAUUUUUUAAGCCUUACGCAUGAAACAGAAUAUCUCGAAGAAGUAAUUGAACAGAAAGAACCAGAACACGAUGAUGACGAUGAUGUAGAAAUGUUGUCGACAUUAAUAAAUGCAAUUCGUCAACGUCAUCCUUUGUGGGACCAUAGGCUUCCUUUAUCGGCUAGAUUCGAACCCAUAAAAAAAUCGUUGUGGAAUGAAAUAUAUGUCGAAUUAAAUGGUGAAUAUACUAUUGAUAUUUUAAAAAAAAAAUGGAGAUAUUUAAGGGAAAAAUAUACUAGAGAAAAUAAAAAACCAAAAAGUGGCAGUGGUAGUGAAAAAAGAAGAAGUUGGGUACAUAUGCAAUCUUUGCAGUUUUUGGAUGAUAUCAGCACAAAAAAUAAAAAAACCUCCAGCAACUUUUCACUUACUUCUGAUAUUCCAGAAAUAAAUUCAGAAGUUACACCAUGUAAAAGGAAGAGAGAUGAAUUAUCCUUUCAUGAAGCCAUCCUAAACGAAAUUCAAGCAUCCAGGCCAAUACCACCACAACCAUAUUAUGAACAGCCUCAAGAAGCUGAUAAUGAAGACACUAGUUUUGCUAAAUAUAUUAUUAACAUUAUGAAACACAUACCUAAAAAACAGAAAAUCGCCCUUCAAAGUGAAUUUAUUUCAAAGUUGGUACAGUAUAUUGAUGACUAAUAAUCAUUUAUUUUAUAUAAAUUUGUUAUUG